Messenger RNA from Histoplasma capsulatum G186AR, 672 nucleotides. RefSeq lists its product as uncharacterized. Bases 1 to 672 code for a protein of 223 amino acids. NCBI's taxonomy places the organism in Eukaryota, Fungi, Ascomycota, Eurotiomycetes, Onygenales, Ajellomycetaceae. The transcript is spliced from 3 exons. The record is from RefSeq and is a predicted model, not a curated record.
AUGGCUCAAGGGUUAUUUUUGGCUUUGUUGACUAGUUUACUAGUUGUUAUGAUUAUGAUUAUUAAAUUGUUGACAGGGCCGAGAGCUUGGACUCUCAGCUUCCAUUUGCAUUCGGUGCAGCUUCUGAAGGAUUUCUCCUCUCGAACAUAUACUACGGAUUUCGAUUCUAUGCGACUGGUAGUAUCUGCAGUAUACUCCCUUUCGAUAACGUACAAGUCGCGAUGUACUAGCAAUUCAACGGAACCUUCUGAAGCAGCCAAAAUUGAGAGAUACGCAAGAGAUCCAUACAGAGCCUCGGUUCGAGGGCAGACAACACUCUUCCGCAUCUUAGCAGUGGACAAGUCCCUGACUGUUCGAAACACAGUUCCUUUUCCUACCAAAUCGCACGGAUGCCUUUAUGUCACCACCUUCCUGUCAGGUAAUUGCGCCGCAUCAUUCAUUCCUAUGGUAUAUACAUACCCUUUCCACCACGGAAACAACAAUAUUCCUCGGGAAGAAGUCCAGGCCCAGCUAUUUGCCACGGGGGCUAGAAAUGGCUGCUCGCUGAAGCUUCUUCCUUCUUGUGCUGUUGAUGUUUUUUCCUCCGAGAUGAUAGCCCCGGAGCUGAACAUAUUUCAUGAUGAUGAUGAUGAUGAUGGUGAUGAUGAUGAUGAUGAGUUCAGGAGCGCCUGA